AUGUCCCUACACCACCCCACCAUCGCUGUCUCAGCUCCCGGCAAGGUCUUCCUCGCUGGCGGAUACCUCGUACUGGAUCAGGAGUACACGGCUUUUGUAUUCGGCCUCGACGCUCGUAUCAACAUUAUUGCUGGAGACAUUCACACGACUGCUGGUGUUCAGCUCACUGAGAUUGUGGUUGACAGCCCGCAAUUCCUCGAGGCACAGUGGCGGUAUGGUUACCACCUGGCUGGUGAGGGAGGUGGUAUCAAAGUUACCCAGUUGCAGGUUAGCGGAGCACAAAUCAACCCCAAUCCCUUCGUGGAGACAACUCUCAGCUAUGCACUCACCUACAUCGACCGACUGGCCAAGCACCGUCCCAGUCACAGCAUGGCAUCUGCUCGCCUCAUCAUUCUCGCAGACAAUGAUUACUACUCGCACUCUGAAUCCGAGAGCACACGCCAAGGGCGCUUUGCCAAGUUCCCUGUGACCUUGGGAGACGCUAACAAGACAGGUCUUGGCUCAUCUGCUGCUCUCGUCACUUCACUGACUGCUGCCCUACUGGCUCACUACCUACCACAAGACCUCUUCAAUAUUCAGUCUGACCAGGGCAAGAGGACGCUUCACAACCUGGCUCAGGCUGCCCAUUGUGCUGCGCAAGGUAAGGUCGGUUCGGGAUUCGACGUUGCAACCGCUGUCUACGGAUCCUGCAGAUACAGGCGCUUCUCUCCCGAGACACUGUCUUCAAUUCCCGAGCCCGGUGCGGCCGGAUUCGCAGACGCGUUGGUCAAGCUCGUUGACGGCGAGUCUGCUUGGGAUGUAGAGGUUCUCAAGGAUGCAGUCAUCAUGCCCAAGGGUGUUGUUCUGCGUAUGUGCGAUGUGGACUGUGGAAGCAAGACGGUUGGUAUGGUCAAGAAGGUCCUCAAGUGGAGGUCAUCAAACCCAGAAGAGUCAAAAAAGCUUUGGGAUGAGCUCCAGAAGCGCAAUGAGCAGUUGAUUGCUACUCUGAAUGCUGGCGACGUCGAGAAUCUGCCGGGGAAGAUCACAGCUGUUCGAGAAAUGAUUAGACAAAUGGGUAGCGCCAGCGACGUCCCCAUCGAGCCCGAGAGCCAGACAGAGCUCCUCGACGCCGUCAGCACCGUCGAGGGGGUCUACGGUGGUGUCGUCCCUGGUGCGGGCGGCUACGAUGCACUGGCUCUCCUGAUGAAGGAUGAUGAGGAGACGAAGCAGCGAGUUGAGGAGUUCUUGGACAAGUGGGCUAAGGAGAAGGGUACAAAGGUCAAGCUACUAGGCGUCAAGGGGGAGAUGGAGGGAGUUCGCUCCGAGAGUCUGGACGUUUACGCCGGUUGGAUCUAA
Fusarium subglutinans is the source of this 1335-nucleotide messenger RNA. RefSeq names its product phosphomevalonate kinase. Gene Ontology annotation, cellular component: peroxisome. Gene Ontology annotation, molecular function: phosphomevalonate kinase activity; ATP binding. Gene Ontology annotation, biological process: isopentenyl diphosphate biosynthetic process, mevalonate pathway; ergosterol biosynthetic process. NCBI's taxonomy places the organism in Eukaryota, Fungi, Ascomycota, Sordariomycetes, Hypocreales, Nectriaceae. The transcript is spliced from 2 exons. The record is from RefSeq and is a predicted model, not a curated record. The coding region runs from base 1 to 1335 and encodes 444 amino acids.